GUCAAUAGUGUCGCAAUCCGUCCUAUUUGAACUGCAGCCCAAAAGCAAAAACUUGCGCGCUUGUUUUCAACUUCGUGCUCCCCUACCAUUGUUGCCGUUCUUCGUGUGGAGAAAACAGAUGGACACGCGUCCAAAGAGUUUUCCCUCCCGGAAGGUAAUUAUUGCUAGAGCGUUGAUUCUUUUCCAGUACAGAGGGGCCAACACUUGGCUCCGAUGCCUGCGAUUUGAUGCAUAGUAGUACUAGUAGACUCUUGUCUUGCACUGGUUGCAUGAGAUUUAACUUUGCAAUAAACGACUGAGUUUUAUUAUUGCAUCACACUGCAGGGGCCACACGAAGGUGAUCGAAAAGUCCGACACGGGGCGGUGGACGAC
Amoebophrya sp. A120 is the source of this 372-nucleotide messenger RNA. The record is from the annotation of a GenBank genome assembly. Lineage: Eukaryota; Dinophyceae; Syndiniales; Amoebophryaceae.